This is a messenger RNA of Mirounga angustirostris (Northern elephant seal), 3247 nucleotides long. It is a transcript of the gene DYDC1, whose product is annotated as DPY30 domain containing 1. Bases 161 to 694 code for a protein of 177 amino acids. Gene Ontology annotation, cellular component: Set1C/COMPASS complex. Lineage: Eukaryota; Metazoa; Chordata; Mammalia; Carnivora; Phocidae. The record is from RefSeq and is a predicted model, not a curated record. The transcript has 6 exons.
CUUCAUGGAGCCAGCUUGCUUGUGUCAUCCCUGAUGGGAGGUGCCCAUGACAGGGUGCAAUGCUUUGUUGGCCUCAUUGGACUCUACUUUUAUUGUGCUUUAUUGAACAUUCCCUGCAUUAAUGCAAAAACAUUUACCUUUUAGAAGUCAGAGGUGAGAAAUGGAGUCGAUAUAUCUUCAGAAGUGCCUUGGGACAUGUCUAACUCAAGGUCUUGCAGAAGUGGCAAGAAUUCGCCCAGUGGAUCCAAUAGAAUAUUUAGCAUUGUGGAUUUACAAAUAUAAGGAAAAUGUGACCACGGAGCAACUGAGACAGAAGGAAAUGGUCGACUUGGAGCGUGAGAGAGAACUAGCUGUGAUAGAGCAGGAAAUGAUGGAGAGGCUCAAAGCAGAGGAGCUCCUGUUCCAGCAGCAACAGCUGGAGUUCCAGCUGGAGUUGGAAAUGCAAGAGAAAGAGAGACAAAGAAUAGAAGAACUACAGACAGCUCAAGAACAAUUAGAGACGGAGAUGAGAAUGAAUAUAGAAAAUAUAGCUAAGAGUGAAGAUAGUUCACAUUCAGAGGAUGUAACAUCAGACUCAGGCAAAACACUAGCUGAAAUUAGUGAUCGAUAUGGGGCACCUAACCUGAGCAGAGUGGAAGAACUUGAUGAGCCGAUACUAUCUGAUGUUGCAUUAAACAUUGAUCAAGAUUUGUAGGAUCAACAAACCUAAGAGCAAUAAAUGUUUCUGCUUGUUUCAAGUUUCAAAACAUGAGGUUCUCAAUUGUAUUUUUUUCCCCUCUAAAGUCAGCUUUAUAAAUGGGCUUCAUGGGUAGCCUUAAAAGGUUGUUUUGGAUUCCCCAAUGCAACUGGUUAUUCGUAGGAUUCCUCUGAGGCAGGAGAGAGAGUUGGCCCAAACAAUGGAAAGGGGCAAAUGAGAGAUGAGCUGAAAAGAAUGUGUGCAUCUGCGUGAGAACAAAAUUGUUGAGGUGAAAGUUCUGGUCUGGGAGGAGUGAAAGGGGCUGCCACUGUGCAGGGCUCAGGAGUGUUCAACUUGCUUUAAAUCCUGCCUCCCCCCACCCCACCCGGAAGUGGACCACAAAGAUUUCCCCAGGUUGCUAGGCAGCAAUACUUUGUAGGACCAUUAAUCCAUGCUUAGUAAUGGGGCUGGAUGGGGAAGGAUGCAAAGUGCUGGGGUAGAGAGAAGCAGCCUCUCUUUGGGAGCAGCCAGUGGGCAAAAGUACUGGUGCUGCUAUUGAGGGGAGCUCUCGCUGGACACAGGCCAUGCAGGGGGCUUCCUUGAGUGGGCACUGGGUCAUCCGUGGGCCCUGGCAGCUCUCCUGGCUCCUCAGAAGUUUCAGGCCCAGCCUUAAACUUUAGGGAGAACAUUGCUUCCUUUAUAAAAUCCUUCCAAAUCUAAAUCUCUAUUAUGAAUCCUUUCUGUUCUUUAAGAAAGGGUAUAGACAUGGAGACAUAAAUGCCAGGAAGAGCCUUCUUAAAAAAAUAAUAAUUUGCUUCUGGUUAUGACAUACCUUUCCUGAGGCAAUGAGAAUAGAGCAGCCUAGUUGCUUAAACCAGAAGAGAAAAAGGGGGGGAAAUAUUGGUUUCAUUAAAAAGAAAUGUUAUCUUGCCUAUCAGUUCUGUAUGUUUUUUAGAAAAAAGUCCCAGGUGCCCUGGAGAGAUGGUUUCUGGGUCAGUCAAGCUAUCAGGCACUGUGCCUCCCAGCAUGGCUGACCUGUAUCCAUCUACCUGGGCAGGUGUGUCUAAGGGAGCAAGAGAGCACAGUGUCCCUCAGGCCCUAGGCUAUGAGGGCGCCCUCAUAGAGGGCUGGGGCUGGAAGGGCAGUCUCAGAGGACCCUUGAGCUCAGCAUAGCCCAGGCCAGUCCCAUGUUGGGGCUUGACAGCAAGAGUCUGUAUUGGCUAGUCACAGGGGGGAGUGCUGUGGUUCUGGGGUAGGGGGUAGUCUUGUUGGAAGUGCUUCCAGCCAGAUCUGGGCACAAGAGAGAGGAGGUAGAAUGGGGUGAAAAAGGAGAUGAAACUUUUUUUCUCAACUUUUCUCUAUACCUGGUAAUUUUUGAUUAGAUAUGAAUUCUAUCUUCUUGGGUGUUGGAUAUUUUUAUUCCUAUGAAUAUUUUUGUGCUUUGUUUCUGGAUGUCAUUAAGGUACUCAUAAAUAGUUUGAUCCUUUCCGGUCUUGCUUUUAAGCUCUGUUAAGUGGUACCAGAAGAGAAUGGAGUCUGGGGCUGGUUUUGCCCCACCAUCAAGGCAACACUCUCUGGGUGUACUACCCAAUGUUGAGUGAACUAUGAGAAUUUUCACUUCAGUUGUGGAAAGAUACACUUAUUUUUUUUUAAUUUUAUUUUUGAGCCAGUUUAUUGAGGUAGGAUUGACAGCAAGGGAAAUUAUUCCCAGCUCUCUUCAAGCCAUGGGUACACCCUCUAAUUGUUUCAGAGGUUCUUAGCUUAUCCUUUCCUCAUACCCAUGUGUUUGUUACUCAGCUGAUGACUUGGGGUGGGGGGGGACCCUCCGGAGGUAUCCCUGGACUCCCAGCUCUUUCUCCUUAUUCAAGGAGACCACCGGUCUUCCUGUAUGUUCUCCUCCCCUGCGAUAUAACUUGGCAACACUCACAAGGCUGUGCACUGGCCCAGCUAUAGGGAACACUCUGUUUCCCAUUCCUCAGAGCUCACUGUCAUUUGCUGUCUUAGGUUUGCUGUCCUAAGAGCUGUUGUCUCAUGUGUUUGUGCUGGUUUUUCAUUGUUUCACAUAUGAGGGCAAGUCCUGCCCCUGUUAGUCCACCUUUGCCUGAAACCAAAGUUCAAAUGCCACAGAAUUUUUCUCAUAAAAAUAACUGUUCGUCUUUGCUUUCUCCACUUUCCUAAUUUGGUGAAAUGUAACAUGAUUACUUUCUGAGAAGAAUUUGGGGGUAUAUAAUGACCUCUAUCUCUUAACUUGUUUGGAACCAGGCAGAAUGGGCCAAAUGGGAAUCAAAGAAUCAACUUUACAAACGCUAAAACUACAUCAGAGGAUGUACUUCGGACACCAGGCCGAAGCUCAGUAUCCUAUUCCUUCUGGCUAGUUUGAAGAAAAGCAGCUGGAGAAAUAUCAUUCUCUCUGGGUCAGCUGGAGAGCCUGCCCGAUCUGCUUCUCACAUCGGGGACAGGAGCACGGUGGGGCUGUGGCCAGUUCUGACCCCUGAGGCUUUCAGGAGCAAGAGUUCAGAGGCCAGGUUUACCCCUGACCCAUUCAUCCUUCUCUUGGGAGAAGGAAGAAAA